This is a messenger RNA of Loa loa (African eye worm), 1105 nucleotides long. RefSeq lists its product as hypothetical. The transcript has 6 exons. NCBI's taxonomy places the organism in Eukaryota, Metazoa, Nematoda, Chromadorea, Rhabditida, Onchocercidae. The coding region runs from base 1 to 909 and encodes 302 amino acids. The record is from RefSeq and is a predicted model, not a curated record.
AUGAAUAUCGAUUUAUAUCAAACAAUUCAGGUUGAAAAUGAAAAAGAAAGUGGUUCGAAAAAGAGUGGUUCGGAGAAAUUAAAGAAAUCGGAAGGUGACAAAAAAUACGAAGAUGAUAGAAAAGCUGGUCCUUCGACUGAAGGCGAAAUAAAUGAGCCAAACCUAGAAAACGAUGAGAAGGAAGAAAAAAAUGGAAAGGAAGAGGAGAAAAAUGAGAAAAAGGAAAAGGAAAAUAGGAAGAAGGAAAAGAAAGAGAUGGAUGAAGCCUCAGAGAAAAAAGAGCAAAAAGAGAGUGACAAGAAGUCUGAUGAAAAAGAGGGUGAGGAGAUUGAGGCCGGUAAAGAUAAUAAAGAUAAUGCUGCUGGAAAAGAAAAUGAAAAUAAAGGAAGUUCGAAAAAAGAAGAGGAGGAGAAGGAGUUAGAACAAAAGAAAGAAGGAGGAGAGGAAGAGGACAAGAACGACGACAUUAAGAAAAACAAGAAAGAAGAAGGGAGAAAGAGUAGUGAGAAAGAAGGAGAAGAAAAAGAUGAAAAAAGAGGAGGAAAAAAAGUGGAGCAGAAGAAAGAGGAGGAAAAGAAGAAAGAGGAAGUAACCUAUGAUCCGAAAGAACUUAAAUUUACACUAGCUGGCGGUUCAGUAAAGUUUACCAUUAGAAAUAGUACUGCUAAAAGACAGGCCCUUAAGAUAAAAUGUUCGGAUAAUUUCCUAUAUCGAGUGAAUCCAGUCUUUUCGUUCAUGGAACCAAGUGCAGAACAAACCAUUGAAGUGAUAAGACAAUCUGGAAAUCCGAAAAUCGACAAACUUGUGCUCAUACAUACGCCGGCAAAUGCAGGCGAAAUGGAUGCUCCAUCAUUGUUCAAGAAACCAAUUACUUAUGUAAAUUUCACAAUUCCAUUGCUAGUAACGUGAAGAGAACUGUAAUUUCUGAGGACAUUUCACACUGUUCAUGGUGCACUUCUCCCAAAAUCACUAUGAAUUGAAUAAAAGUUGAUAUCUGUAAAAUAUACAAUUUCUUAUCACCAAUAGUUUCCAUUCCUUAUCAUUAUUCUCCUAGCUAGUUCUUCUUCACUUCUCUAUCUCAUCUAAAAAGAUAAAGUAUUUCGAG